AGUCGGGUAAACAGAUAUUGUCUUAAAUUACGAGCGGCUGAAGGACAAAACACACAGAUAACCGGUAGAGUAACAUUCUGGCUUGUAAGGAACAUUUAGCUGUUUUUGCACUCCACUUGUGUAUUACAGCCUGACUGCAUCACUCGUCUCCCUUUACAGAGCCAUAUUCAGGAUGACCAGUACUUUGUCACUUACACCAUUGAGCCCAUGCUUGAGUUGCUGUGGAUCGAGGAGGUCGCACACGAGGACACACGCUACAAAGUCCUCUUCCCUAUCACAACACCUCCGAUGGCCAGGCCUCCACAAGUUCGCAACUACACGCCCUUAGACACAGUUCCUGAGCAGGCAGUGUUUGUGCUUGAGUUGGGAACCUUCAACCUUGAUGUGGAGCUGCUGAACAUCACCUUUCCCACCAUGGUGCUAACUGUUGCAGAGUGCAACAUCAGAGGCUUCAAUGUUCAGGAGCAGAGAUCCCUGGACAACACCUUGAAGAGCUUCAGGAUGGAGGUGCCCUUCUCAGACCCGGUGGUCUUUAAGGAGAGAAGGGCGGAACAAGGUGUCACAACCUUCACUCUUCAGCUGAUCUACGGCCUGGUCGUCUUUCCAGAGUACGCUCCUUUCUCUCACUCUGCCGUUUUGGACGCUGUACUGCUGGACAUUGUGCCACCCUCAGUCACUGGCAACUGUGAUCAGGAGAACUUUCACAUCACUGUGGACUACAGGAACCAAGAGCCCUUUUUCGUGGUCUUGGUUGGCAAGCGGCUGCUUAACCAUGAGCUUGCGCAACAGUAUUUGACAGAGGGCGACGCAGACUUCACCAUCACGUUACCCUUCUCUUCGCCGGACGCAGUGUUUGAGUCGGUUCACCCGUCCUCUGUCAGGAGCAGACUGGAUUUGGCUCUGUUGAAUCCUUACAACAACAUGACCAUCAAACACUUUUCCCUGGCUUGCAGCUUCCUCAAAACGCUGACUGAGUGUUUCUCUAACGGAACGAUGACUGCGCUGGCGGUCAAGGUGGAGUCUGCUCCCAGUCUGAACCCCGGUCAGCUGACCCUGAGCGACCCCGCCUGUGGUCCCACCUACAGCGACGAUCGCUUCGCCUACUUCCACUUCACUGUCAACUCCUGUGGCACCACCAGGAAGUUUAUCAACAAUGUCAUGCUGUAUGAGAACGAAAUCUCCUUGCCAGAUGAACUUGAGGUGAAGCUGAAUGGCACGACGUCUUCAGAGGAGGAAUAUCAGUUAAAGGUUUCCUGCUACUAUGUGGUCAACAUCACUCGCACAUUGGCCUUCCUCACCAGGCCGCGUGACAACGAGCAUUUUGCCGAGAUUGGGACUGGUCGACAAAUGGUCAGAAUGAGACUCGCUCAGGACGCCUCGUAUAACACGUUCCACCAGGAGGAGGACUAUCCAGUGGUGAGGUACCUGAGACAGCCUCUGCACUUUGAGGUGGAGCUGACCAAGUCCUCUGACCCCAAGGUAGCGCUGGUGCUUGACCACUGCUGGGCCACCCCCAAUGAGGACCGUGACUCCCGACCCCGGUGGAAUCUCAUCAUUAAUGGUUGUGAGAACCCGGAGGAUCCGUACCGUGUAGUCUUCCACCCGGUGGUAGCUGACGCCAGGGUCCACUUCCCCCCUCACGUCAAACGCUUUGAGGUCUAUAUGUUUUCCUUCGUCGAGGAUGCAGUUGAGCCGAGUGGCCAGGUCUUUGUCCAUUGUGAUGUGGUCAUCUGUGACGCCAGUAGUCCCUCUGGCGGCCCCUGUAGUGGACAAUGUGUGAAUCAGGACAACUCGAAAAGAGGUCAACGACAUGUCAAAGACCUCUUUGAGGAGCGUCAUUUGUAUGUUUCUUCUGGAUACAUUCUUUGGGUGUAAUGUCUUAUUCUAACAUGUCAAAUAAAGUGUUCUAUACAACAA
Salvelinus fontinalis (brook trout) is the source of this 1917-nucleotide messenger RNA. Its product is annotated as zona pellucida sperm-binding protein 2-like. NCBI's taxonomy places the organism in Eukaryota, Metazoa, Chordata, Actinopteri, Salmoniformes, Salmonidae. The coding region runs from base 208 to 1875 and encodes 555 amino acids. The record is from RefSeq and is a predicted model, not a curated record. The transcript is spliced from 12 exons.